AUAUUAAAUAUAUAUAAACUAUAAAUUGUAACUAGACAAAAAAAUAUAAAUUCUUUUACACACGCGCAGGAGACAAAUCGAGUGGUUGUGAUUUUUUUUGUGUGCCGACUCAUUGCAUAUAUAUACAUAUACAUAGCCACAUAUAUUAUAUAUACUUUAUUUUAUCGGACAAAAAAUUCAUAUCAAAUUUCAAUAAAAAAAAAAAGAAAAUUAGGAAAAUUUAAAUAAAAACUCGUGAUAAAAUUAAAAAAUAUUAUAAUUUCGCAUAAUUUAAGUGCUUUAUAUAUAAUAUAUAUUUUUAAUAAAUAUAUAUAUGUAUUCUAACAUAUAAUAAAAUAUUAUUUGUGUAGUGUGUGCUUUUAUAACCUAAAAAUAAUCCAAAAUGAUUAUCACGUUGAAAAAUUUACAGCAACAAACUUUUACUAUUGAAAUAGACAGUAGUAAAACGGUAAAAGAGUUAAAAGAUAAAAUUGAAGUCCAAGAAAAAUUUCCUGCUUUACAUCAAAAAUUAAUUUAUGCUGGUAAAAUAUUAGUUGACGAUGAACCCUUAUCUCAAUAUAAUAUUGAUGAGAAAAAGUUUAUUGUUGUUAUGGUAACGAAGCCCAAAGUAGCCGAUAAUACAAGUACAAGUACCCCAACAGAAGAUGCAUCAGUUACCGCAGCUAAAGAACGUACAUCCAGAGAUUCAACAGCAGCAGCGUCAGAACCAUCACCAGUAACCCGACCAACUCCAGUAGUCCAACAGCCAACUGAACAAGCUGCUGCUGCAGCAUCUGCUGUUGCUGCGAUAACUGAAGCCGCUGCUAGAAAUCAACCCGAAAGUGCAUUACUUACUGGCGAUGCUUAUGAUACUAUGGUCAAUAAUAUUAUGGAUAUGGGAUAUGAACGUGAACGUGUUGAACAAGCACUACGUGCAAGCUUCAAUAAUCCAGAUCGUGCUGUCGAAUAUUUAAUAACUGGAAUACCGGCACAAUUAUUUGACGAUUUACCGGAUGAUAAUGCGCCAGAAGGUGCAGAUGCUAUUCUUGAACAAGGAGGUGGUGAAGCUGGUGAUCCUCUUGCAUUUUUACGCUCCCAGCCCCAGUUCCAACAGAUGCGUGGUGUUGUACAACAAAAUCCUCAGUUGCUCAAUGCUGUCUUGCAACAAAUUGGACAGUCAAAUCCUGCAUUGUUGCAAUUAAUCUCUCAAAACCAGGAUGCAUUUAUUCGUAUGCUCAAUGAACCAACUGCAGCUGGUGGUGGAGCACCAUUGACAGGAUCAAAUCAAGCUGUACGUGGUACCGGAGGAACCGGAGCCGGUGCAGAUGCCGUCAAUCCAGCAGUAGCUGGAGUCAUACCAAUUUCUCCUCAAGACCGUGAAGCCGUCGACCGAUUAAAAGCAUUAGGUUUCCCAGAACAUUUAGCACUUCAAGCAUAUUUUGCUUGUGAAAAAAAUGAGAAUCUCGCAGCUAAUUUUUUAUUAUCACAAAAUCUUGAUGAUUGAACAUGUUAAAAAAAAAUAAAUAAUAAUAACAUUAAACAAUUUUAUUGAUUAUAAUUAACAAUAACAAUUAAUGAGUAAUAAAAACUAAAAAAAAUUUUUCUUUCCAGUUUGGAAAAUUUCAACGCAUUUAAAUUUUCAAAAUAUUAAAAAAGUUUAAAUGUCAAUUUUUGAAAAUUUAUUUAUUGACUUAUUGUUUAAAAUUGACAAUUAGCUUAAAAAUGAAUAAGUAAUAAAUAAAUUAUAUUUAAAGUAAUAAAUUAGUUUUGUUCAAAAAUAAAUAAAAUGUAACUUUUAAAUAAAUUUUUUCUUCACUUAAUUAUUAUUAAUAAAUUACUUUUUUUUGCGAAUGUAAUUUUUUUUAUUAGUGUGGUGUUUAUUAAUAAUAUUAAUAAUAAAUAAUAAUUAAUAAUAAUAAUAAUAAUAAUAAUUUUUUUGUUAAUAUAUAUAAUUUUGAAAAUAAAAAUGAUUAUAAUAAAUACGCCUUCAAAAUUUUUUUUUCUUCAAACAAAUUUUUUAAUUUCUCGAAUUAUUUCUUAAUUUUACCAACAGGUGGCGCCAAUUCAUUUUCUGUUCGCAUGUAGAGUCGUUUUGAAAUAAUUUUCAAAUUAAUUUAAAAAAUAAUAAUAGAA
Molecule: messenger RNA, 2112 nt
Organism: Microplitis mediator
Lineage: Eukaryota; Metazoa; Arthropoda; Insecta; Hymenoptera; Braconidae
Gene: Rad23
Product: UV excision repair protein RAD23 homolog B
Exons: 6
Coding region: 383-1483 (366 amino acids)
Biological process (GO): proteasome-mediated ubiquitin-dependent protein catabolic process; nucleotide-excision repair
Cellular component (GO): nucleoplasm; cytosol
Molecular function (GO): proteasome binding; ubiquitin binding; polyubiquitin modification-dependent protein binding
Source: RefSeq, a predicted model, not a curated record